This is a messenger RNA of Brassicogethes aeneus, 2961 nucleotides long. NCBI's taxonomy places the organism in Eukaryota, Metazoa, Arthropoda, Insecta, Coleoptera, Nitidulidae. The record is from the annotation of a GenBank genome assembly.
CAGUCAAAAUGUUGCUUAGCUGGCUUAAAUUGGGCUGACAAAUGACCUUGUCCGACCCGAACGCGUUUUUCAAAAGUUUAUGUUUCACCAGAUUCGGCUUCGACUGUUGUACUGCCAUUAAAAAAUACAAACUAUCCAGUGUGUACUCGUUUAUGGGCUUCAAAAUUUCCGUUUUUAUCAGCGGCAACACUAUUUUUUCCGCCUCCUUAUCUGUUACCUAAAUUAUAAUAUUAAAAUAGAAAUUUUUUGAGAAAAAUAUAAAACUCACUUUUUCCAAUACGUUGAGAAUGAAAAUAUAGGAAACCAAUGUCAGGUAAGUUCUCUCUUUUCCAGCCGAUAUAAGUAACUCGAUAAUUUUUUUCUGUUCCUCUGCAUUGCUUCUGUAAAACAGCUCGGAUCGUAUAAUAGCUCCACAUACCAAUAUUUGACCUGAGCUAACAUCAGCAUUUUCCUAACAAAAGAAUAAUAUUAACAUUUAACUAAGAAAAUAUAAACAUUAACUCACCCCUUUGGUAUUGCUUCCAACUCUAUGUAAAUGCUUUUCGACAUGUUCAAACAAAUCGCUAACACUUACAUCCUCCCUAAUACCCAGUAACCCAACUAAAGCCGAGUAAAACCCAGUACGGGCCUGAUUUGUGGAAGACCCCAGCCCCCUUAUAAUCCUCCCCAGAGCGUAUUUAAGCUCGGAAUCGUCCUAAAACACACAGCACAUGUCUUUUAGAGGUUAUGUUUUGACAGCCGUUCUAACCUUACUUUUUCGUUUUCUUUGAUUUCCGACAAGUGGUUGAGAAGAUUCGACGCACUUUUCACGCGGACUUUCUCGUUGGGGUUGGUGAUCUUCGAAAAGUUGUCCAAAACCGUCUGUUUCACUUUUCUUUUCGGUUUUUCGUCCGGGAUUACAUCCACAUGCGUUUCCUCGUCCAUGUUGAGAUAUACAUGCGAGCAGGGGUAUUCACUUGGGUUGGUAUACAACCAAUGUUCUUUAUAUGUUUUAAAUUAGUUGUUAUUUUUUAAAUAUUCAAUGCGGUGGUUUUAAAAAGAUUGCUUGUUUGUUGUGAUUGUUGUUUAAAAUAACAUUUUAUCAUGGAAAAGUGUAAUUUUAGAAAGUUCGGUAUGUAGGUUGGUAGUGCUUGCGUCAGCCCGGUAUGGCUUGUUUAUGUUGAUUUGCCUUUUGUUUUCAGCUUGUCAAAGUCGAAAGUCACAAAACCCAUCCAUACUUAAGUUCGUUUUGCAAAGCUACUUUGGAAUUGCGUGUGAAAAAGUUAAAAUUCCAGCGAAAUAAAUUCCCCGUGGAAGAAAGAAUGCAAUGAGCGCGAGGUUGGCGGCAUUGUCAAGCUUGUGUCAAAAGAGCGUGAGUUGCGCAUGCUUUUAAGGUCGUUGAAAAAAUAUGGCCGGACGUAAUAACUACGAUGAUCGCGAUGGAAGCCAGUACUCGAGUCGGAGAGGCGGCGGGAAGAAACAGUUGCCUUCGGAGCCCCCGUUUACCGCCUACAUCGGAAAUUUGCCGUACGGCAUCGUGCAGGGAGAUGUGAACCGCAUUUUUAAGGAUUUCGGGGUGAAAAACAUCCGCUUGGUUAUGGACAAGGAGACGGACAGAUUUAAGGGGUUCUGUUACGUGGAAUUCGCCACCGUUCAGGAUCUCGAGAAUGCAAUUUUGAUGAAUGGAAUGGUUGAAGUCGAGGGACAGUCAAUCAAAAUCGAUGUGGCCGAAGGAAAAAGAAACGAUAGGGGCGGCGGUUUCGACCGCGGUAACCGCGGACGCGGGGGCCGUGGCGGCGGCGGCGGCGGCGGCGGUUUCCGCAGCGGCGGCGACCACCGCAGCUUCGGCGGCGGCGGCGGCAUGAACAACGACGACUUUGACAGACGCGGUGGCGGCGGCGGCGGCGGUCGCCAGUUCGAUCGCGAGAACCGCGGCGGAGGCGGCGUCGGUAAUCGCGGCAACUACGGCAACUUUGGCGGCGGCGGCAGCGAGGACGGCGGUCCGCAAGGCGGCGGCGGCGGUCGGGAGUGGACGCAGCAGAGAGGAGGACGCGGCGGUCCCGGAGGCGGCGGCGGGGGCGGUUACGGCGGCGGCAGGCCGCGGCAAGAGAACCGCAGGAGCUUCUCCGAGGAUCUGCCCAAUCCCGCUCCAGACACUUCCGGAAGACCGAAGCUGAAGCUGCAACCGCGCACCGUCGCCGCGCCGGUCAACGCGCUGGCCGAAACGUCGCAAUCGUCGACAAUAUUCGGGGGCGCGAGGCCUCGCGAGGAGAAAGUCGACCCCAAGCAGCCGGGAGAGGGGGAGGAGGCGGCCGCAGAGGCGCCCUCCCCGCCCCAAGAAUAACAGGUGCGUCCCUCGCGCACCCCCCCACCCCCCACUCCCACUCUUGAUUUUUUCUAUUUUACUAUUUAUAAGUUAUUAUGUGAGAAGGUUCAUACAUACAGCAUGUACUACGCAAAAAAUAAUAAAAAUACGAUGAAUAAUAAAUAAUUUAGAUGGGUCAACAAAAUUGUUGUUUUAUGGGAUUCACAGCCCCUUAUCGAUAAGUAUUGUAUAUAUUUGCUAGUGGUAGAUUUUUUUCUAAUGGCAUUUAUUAUGCUCCAACGUUUUUUAGGAUCUUAUAAAACAACAUGAUGACUUUAUUUUCUAUAAUCGAUUAACCAAUAAUCUUGUUUUACUUUUUUUUUUCGUAGUUCUACUACGUUGUUGAUGAUACUUUGCUGUAAAAGUAAAAAUUAUAUAGCUACCGCAUUUUUUACAUUUAAAUUCAAGUUGCCGGACUUGCUCUCACAUUCACGUGGUACGUUUCGGCAAAUAAGUUUUUUGACAUUGUAAUAUUAAAAAGAAAAUUGUGACGAUUUCGUAGAAGCGACUUGAACGUUGCCUUUACCAUCUCGUCCAACCGGCAUACCUACACAUAUUGUGUAAGUAUGCAUUUAUCUGUACAAUAUACAAAAAUAAAUCGUAAGUUCUAAUACUGA